CGGCCGUCCGUCCGCCGCCGCGCCAUGAUCCGCGGCGCCUGGCUGUCCCCCCGCGGGGGCGCCGGCGGCGGGGCGGUGUGCUGCGCGCCGCGCCGCAGCGACAAGCCGGCGGCCGACCCGGAGCGGGCGCAGAAAUGGCGCCUGUCGCUGGCCUCGCUGCUCUUCUUCACCGUGCUCCUCUCCGACCAUCUGUGGCUCUGCGCCGCCGCCAAGCUGCGCGCCCGGGAGCGGAGCGGCGCCGGGCGGCCGAGGGGCCGCGGGCCCCGGGCGCUGGCGGGCGCCGAGGCGGCGGCGGCGGCGGCGGCGGGCGGCGGCUGCGAGGCCUUCCUGGGCAACCUGAGCCGGCCGCCCGCCGCCGCCGGGCCCUGCCCCGCCGCCCGCGGCGACCUGGACUCGGCCUGCGCCCGCCUGCACUCGCUGCAGCGCCUGCUGGGCUCCUUCGCCGGCGUGCCCGCCGGGCCGCUGCUGGCCUCGGCCCCGGCGCGGAGGACCUUCCUGCAGGCGUACUUCGGGAACUUGAACCUCUCCUUUUGUGAUACUUACACGAUCUGGGACCUGCUGCGCGAGAUGGCCGGCCCCGACAGCCUGGACUGCAGCCUGGACAACCUGAUGGUGGACUUGGUGGCGGCCGCCGCCGGGGCGCUGGGCGGGGAGGCGUGUAGCAGCUGCGUCCAGGCGUACCAGCGGCUGGACCAACACGCUCAGGAAAAAUACGAGGAGUUCGACCUCUUGCUGGAGAAAUACCUGCAGUCGGACGAGUACUCGGUCAGAUCCUGCGUGAGGGACUGCAAGGCUGUCUACAAGGCCUGGCUGUGCUCCGAGUAUUUCAACGUGACACAACAACAGUGCCGACACCGGAUCCCAUGCAAGCAAUACUGCCUGGAGGUGCAGACCAGGUGCCCGUUUGUGUUACCGGACAAUGACGAGCUGAUCUACGGAGGUUUGCCUGGCUUCAUCUGUACGGGGCUGCUGGAGACCCAGCUGCCCGAGGAGGAGGCCAAGUGCUGCGAGGUGCAAUGGGACUCCUGCGACCACCCCCCAGACAGCAACUACAACACAUCCCCCAAAUCCACGGCGUCAGAGUCGCUCCAUUACCACCGCCACGACCCCCACCUCCAUCACCAGCGGCAGAACCACUACCACCUCUACCACCACCACCACCACCACCAGUACCACCACUCCCCGUCCUUGCUGCCGGUCUCCGCAGGGUCUCGCCUGGGCAGCAGCAGGCUCAGGCUGUGCGUGCUGGUCCUGAUGCUCCUCCACACCAUGGUGUCCUUCUCGAGCGUGCACAGCGGCGGCGGGGGGCUCAGCCUGGAGGCCCUGCCCGCCCUGGACGAGAGCGCGGCGCGGGACGAGUGACACGGAGGGGGGAGCCGACCUCCGAGAACGCCAGAUCUUUUUCCACGAAGGGGGGCACAUGCUAUUCCUCCAAUGGGAGGCACGGGAUUGGGGGUGACGCACACACACACACCCCCGCACAUACCCCCAAGAGCUGCUCGCCGCGGGGCAUCCCCGUGAUGAAGAGUCUCUAAUGCGCACAGGGCUGCGGGACUCGGCUUUGAGAAGGGUUCGGUCAGGAGCAGCCGGGCGGCUGGGCGCAGGAGGGGACGGGGCAGGGGGAGCAGAGGGGACGGGGGAGCAGAGGGGACGGGGUCCCCCCCUCGCAGGAGGUGGCCCCGCGGGGCUGCCACGCACCUCCCGGCCGCCUGCCGCGAGUGCCUUGGGCGCCCGCACCUUACCCGCCAGCCAAAUGCCAAGAGUUUGGAAAUCAGCCUGACCCCCGUUUUCUAUUUCUCCUCCGUCCGUAACGCCCCGCACCCUGCCGUCCCGAGUGGCCGGGCGGGAUGGAGGCAGCACCUCUCUGAAAAUCCCUGUCCUCCCUUCCCAUCCCCGGAGAAAACCCCGCUGGUGCAAGGCGGCCCCUGCGUGGGCUGGCCGGGCUCCUCCUGCUGCUGGUGGGGCCGGUGGGACUGGAGGGCGCUGCACCAUGGGGCUGGUGUCCCCACGUCCCCACCUGCUCCUCCUGCUCAGGGAGGUGGGGAGGGAGCGUGGAGCAGGAGGGACGUCCUGGUGCCCCCCGCUUUGCGAAGUGUCCCGAUGGUUUCGUUUAACCUCUCUCGCUCUCUUUCCCCGCGGGAGUGGCUGGUCUCGGAGCGGAGGCAGGGAGACGCGGCUCUCGCAGUGCGCAGGCGAAGCCGAGGGAGUCUUCAGCUCGUGGUGGGACCAGGCGUGGUAACAAUUGGAUGAAAGGCUUCCGAAGGCAUCCGUCCCUGCUUCGCGGCUGCAAAUCAUCUACUGGAUGGCAGAAGGACCGGGCAGAAGGGCUGGCGAAAUCUGGCUGGUAGGGAUGGUCUCCCACACAAAGAGGAGGCGCUAAUAAAGCCCAGCUGGGGAAGGGAGUUCUCGCGACUGCUUUUUAUCACUGGAUGCCCCCCAGAUCAGAAACCUUCUAGGAGCCCAGCUGGGACAGCGGGACGCGGUCGGGCAAGGUGCUGGCUGGUGCAGCCCGAAUUGUCUCACUUUUUUCCUCUUAACCUGAGCUGAACGUUUCCAGCCGUUCAUCAGGUCCCCCCUCUGCUCAGAAACUCCCAAAUUCUCCAUCCACCCACCAGGAUCUGCUCGCGGGGCGGCCCCGGGGGGACGGUGCCACUCGUCAGGCACCCGAGGUGAGAGGGGUCCCGUGGGCACGGGGCGAACACUGAACACUGGGGUGGGUGCACGGAGGCUGCUUUCCCGACGUUUCCAGCCCAUUUCCAGACCAAAGAGGCUCUGAAAAGCAGCUGAACGUUUGACGUCUGCUUUGACUUGAAGCUCCGAGCUCCGGGGAGGUGUUUGCACGUUACCUGUGACCAAAGCCCUGCAGAUGCGAAGCCCGGGGGCUCGUUGUCAUUGGUAUCGGGCUGGAGAGCUUGCGUUCGUGGAAGAAGCAGAGUGUGUCCCGAGCGGAUUUUGCUGCUGUUGCUGCCCGGAGUAGGUAGGGCGGAUCUUGUCUGAAAGUUCCUAACGGCAUCCCUACGUUUUCAGCCAAGUUUACGCCUGUCGGGGAACCUGGACACGCCGCGGUUCAGCAAGCAGGAGCGCGGCUCCUCCGUUUGUUGCUGAAAAAUCGAGUUGUGUCGCUGCCUUGAUGAAUCGCGAGAGCCUACAGCUAGACCAAAGGAGGGAGCGCAGCCGUGUUCCUGCCUCGAGACGGCCGGAUCCAGCUCGUCCUGAAGGAAAUUAGAUUUUUCGUGCGCUGCCAAGAGUUAAGCUAAUUCCAGGCGCCUCUUUCGGAGAUAGGCUGCGUCCAAUCUCGGAGCGGCUCAUCUCGGAGAGAAGAAUAGCCCAGUGUGGUGCGUCAGCGAGCGGCCCUGACUCACCGGCCCUGCUCAUUGUCUGCCGCAGAGCCUGCUCGGGGGCCUCGCAGCCCCCAGCCCGCGGACAGCACGGCGAGGGGCGCGGGGCCGGGCGAGGAGCGGUGCCCGGGCCGGGUGGCCCCGCGGUGCUGAGCGCGGGGAGCCGGCCGGCCCCAGGUGGCCGAAGGAGGCUCGCUCGCCGCGCCAGCCCCAGGGGCUGGGAUUUUACCUAGUGUGACUGGAAGGAAAGUGCUGAGUCUUCACAGAGCGAGGCUGUUGGAAGGAGUUCUUUUAUUUAGCAAGUCUGGGCUGCUGUCAAUAAGUCCUGUGGUUUUAGGGCACCAUAUGCUGUAUUCAACACUUUGCCAAUCUCGUUAAGUGGAUCCAGACGAGGCUGUUCACAGAACAGGACGGAGCAGCUGGAAGCGGUGUACGUUGCAGUCCAUCAUUACGGGGCCGUCAGAUAAAAAUCUUCUCCCCGCUCUGACAUUACAACUCCAAUAAUCCUCUCGAUCGGCUUUCCCUUUGCUACGCGAGAGAAGAGCCCAGAAAGGAGGCUCUGGCGUUGCCUCCGUCCAUCCCGCUGGCGCUGCUCCCGCUGCAGCGUGGCGUGGACGUGCCUGGGGCGAGGAGGAGCCCUUUGCAGAGCAGCUCCGGGUGCAGCCCCCUGGGAGGACACCCACCCCAGAUGGCUUUGUCCUCCUGGGAAUUAAACCCGAGGUGCUUUCUCCUUUCCCUUCCGGCCCAGUGAUCCCGUUCCUUCUCCCAUUGAAGGCACCAUGCGGGAGGCUGGCUGUGCACGGCCCAACCUCUCCCCCAGCCCCCGACCUCCUUGCCCCCCUCCGGCAGCGGCGAUGCCCCCCGUGCCCACCCCGGUGUCGGGGCCGCCGGGACGAUGCUCGCGGGCAGCCCGGGCGGCGGGGGAAAGGUGGCCGUGGCCGGCCCCUCUGCAGCAUCAGCCCUGUGUUUUGCACUUUAAUGUAGCUGCCAGUUGUACAAAUUAAUUAAAAAUAACUGAAGAAAAAUCCCAAAGAAAGGCCCUGCUUCCUCUGGUGAAGAUUAAUCAUUACUUGAGCCCUUUUCUUAUGAAAAUGCAGAUCCAUGGUAGCCCCAGGCAAAAGAUUCCCAGGGAGAGCCCUCACCAUUCGUGCUCUGAGUUAGGGAAAUCGCUUUGAAAGCAUCUGACAACUAAAGCAGAACAUGUUGAGUAACUUGGCAACACUCAGAAAACAUCUUGAAAUGGUUUUUGUUCAACACAUUUUGCUUUGCUUCAAUAGGAGAUGUCAGGGCAGUUCAUUCACUGCCACUCAGGACUGCAGGCGAUGCCGGGAGACGGCUCCUCUGCCCUGCCUUUAGAAAAUAAAGAAGGAAAAUGAAAAAUCCCUGAUAUCUGCUGCUCGGCGUGGCGGUGGCACUGCCUGCUGCCACGUCGGUGCGUCCUGGGCAGCCCCGCGGCGCCUGGAAGGGAGGUGGGCAAACGGGGCAUCCUGCAUCCCAACACUGCAUUGCCCUCAGCCAUUUCACGUCGGCCUCUACCCCCAAAAAAUCAUGCUUCGGCUUGUAAUAAGGUAUAAUCUGACACCUAGCUACCACCCCGGAAAGGAAUGCCUACAGAAAUUAAGAGACAAAUUCAGUACAGAAAUAGAUUUGGCAAAAAUCACUACGAAAAUCUAUGCAAUACGGCCAACGAUUUUGUUUAUAGACUUUUUGAGCUGCCCUGUGGAUUUCCAUCCACAGCAGUAUAAAUCUCCCUUAAAUUACAUCCGAAAGCUGAGGGAGGGCAGUUUCUGAUGUGAAUAACGACCCGCUGUAGGCUGGAAGGUGCCCAGGUCGUGGUCCCCCCGUCCCUUCCCAGCAGAAGCCUGCUCCACGCUCCUGGGUCUCGGCAGCUCGGGGGCUCGCACAGGUCCAUCUUGUGCCCUGCCCAAGCACGGCCCAGUCUGUGUUUUGGCAGCGAGGCCCCUCAGCAGCUUUUUCUGGGUGUUUUCCGUCCCGUGUGGCUCUGUGGGUGCUGCUGCCCCUGCACAUUGCUGCAGGGGGGCCGGGAGCAGGGCGCGGGUGACGAGGGCGUCUGGCACUGUGCAGGGGGCUCGGGCGGCACGCAGCGGGAUGCUCUGCUCCGUGCGGGGAGCAACGGGGCAAAGGAAUCACUACAUCCACACACGAAGGUUAAACUCUUUGCAAAUAAGGGUUUUUAAAAAGUGUUGCCUUUUGAAGGUUGCUGGGGUUUUACCCUCUGUUCCCAACCUGCUCGUUGCGUGCCUCCCCCCACCGCGUGCGGGCAGGGUUUGCAAUCCGAGCGCUGAGCUCCCCGAGCCAGGCCAGCUGCUGGCGUUCCCCUAGGAGAAAGCCGAAACGUUGCGGGGGGCAUUUCUCUGGGAUUUUGUAACAGUCCUUUGCACACAGAGCGCAGGAGACGGCCCAUGGGGUGCCCGGGGAGGCCCGGGUGUAGCUGCGUCCUCGGGCUUCUUGUUCCCGUGCAGGAUGGGGCGGUAGCAGCUGUGCGAGGCAACAUCGGCGCUGCCGGUUUUUCCCAAACCCCGUAGCUCCAUUUCCUCGGGUUUAAAUCCUUUACGACCUUCUCUUGCUGCCUCGUUCCCUGGAUCCCCCCAUCGGCUCCGUGCUGCGUGUCCCGACCUCAGGAACAAAGAGCGGUUAGCGCGGAUCAGACCCGCGGGACUCACCCGGGGGGGCUGUGCCCAGGACCCCCCCCAGCCUCACUGGAGGCUGCCGGCAGCCCUGGGUCCCUGCCUCCUGGUGCAGCUGAGCGUGGGGCAGCUGCAGAUCUGCCCUGGUUCCUCGAAACACGGUCUGGAGCGGGUUGCAGCCCCCUUAGCGUUCACAACGGCAUUUUACGGCGAUCCUUCUGCAGACCGGGCAGUCUGCAACUUUGCCUGUUGUAAACUGAAACUCCCCCCCUCCCCCCCCCAAAUAUUACUAUUUUUUUUAAUUGGUUCUGGCUCAUGAAAUUUGGGUUUGGUUUUACCAUUUUUAAAUGUAUUUUUUUGGGAACCGUACGUGCUCGAAUUGCAAAACAAAAAGCCAUUUCAAGCCAGAGAGGUUUUGGGUUUUUUUUAAUUUUGAAACUUGUCAAAACAAGCCAUAUUGAUAAUUAUGACCAAUUUUUUCAAAUUGAGAAAUGUAUCAAGAACAGCCCUUUCCCACAAAAACCUUUCAUUUUCAAAAAAUAAAAUGAAAAAAAAAUCAAUCACACUUUUUCUGCUCGCACAGUUGGAACUGGUGGCAGUGGAUUCGAAGAGAAUAGCAAUUUGUAAGGAAUUCCAACCAGCUCUCCUCAAAAUAGCAUCCAGCCAGUUUCUUGGGGGCAGCGGGCUGAGCGGCGCGGUGCUGAAAGCAAACUGGAGAGCUUCCUUCCCCACCAGGGCUCCUCGGCGCAGGGCAGCGCACCUUGGGAGCUGCUUGGGGAUAUUCCCGACGGGGAACUGACGCCGAGGUGCUGCUGCCUGCAGGGCAGCCUCCCUUUUUCUCCGGGUCCUCAGCUGGUGUUGGAUGCCCCCAGCCAGCCCUCUAAGCAGGCUCUGUUUUCUUUUCCAAACCAAAAUGAAUCCAGCUCCUUCUAGCCUCCGAAGCAUUCAGCCGCCACAGCGAUGGGAAGCCUUCGAACCCGGAGAUAUUCCCACACGUUCAUGGGAGUUUAAAUUUGGAAGAAAUUAAACCCGUUGGUCCGGCAGGGAUACCGCAGAGCGUGUGUGCACGGGGAAAAGCAAACACCACGUUUCAACAAGAACCAUUUUAAGGGAGAGUACUGCAAAGGAGAGAGCCCCAAAGACGGCGCCCCUGCCCGCCUGCCUGGGAGCGGGGAGAAGCGGCGCGGGACGAGGGGACGGGGCGCGGGGGGACCUCGCGGGGACACCGUUGGGUGCGGGCAGAAAGGGCUGUUGGUGACCGAACCCUUCUCAAGUGCUUGUGAAAUGUUGGUGGUUACAGAGCUCAGACCUACGAAAAGGUCCUUUUACAGUACGCGGUGGCGAGGUGAAAAAAAAAACAAACACCAUACUGCUGAAGUCAAAAUAUUCUUUCUAAUCCCCCUGCCCGGUUUCUCUUUCUUUCCAGCUUUCUUCCUCUGCCUUCCUGACCCUCCCUCUCUGUUCCCACCCCCCUUCUGUUUCUCUUUCUCCCCUCUGUCAUAAGAAAGUGACUGUGUCCUCGAGGGGACAGUUUUCUUAUGCCAUUUUAUACACUGUGCUUCAUGUUUAGAACUUUUUUGCACUAGUUCCUAUUACAUUUAUUUUCCAAAAUGGUUUGACAAAAAACAAACAAAAAAAAAACAAAAACAAAAACACAAAACCAUGCUAUAAUUCAGUUGUAUUAAAAAUAUUAUCCUACUACUCUCUGUGUUCAAUAGUCUCUGUACCUGUAAUGCUUUCAGUUCUGUUGUAUUUUGGGGCAGAGGUUUUCUCCGCUCCUUGUUUAACCCAGUAAAGAAAUAAAAUGUUAAGAAUUGAUGA
This is a messenger RNA of Cygnus olor (mute swan), 7807 nucleotides long. RefSeq names its product family with sequence similarity 155 member B (gene NALF2). Gene Ontology annotation, cellular component: plasma membrane. Gene Ontology annotation, biological process: calcium ion import across plasma membrane. Gene Ontology annotation, molecular function: stretch-activated, monoatomic cation-selective, calcium channel activity. Bases 25 to 1362 code for a protein of 445 amino acids. The transcript is spliced from 3 exons. Lineage: Eukaryota; Metazoa; Chordata; Aves; Anseriformes; Anatidae. The record is from RefSeq and is a predicted model, not a curated record.